Elgaria multicarinata webbii is the source of this 4363-nucleotide messenger RNA. It is a transcript of the gene INTS7, whose product is annotated as integrator complex subunit 7. The record is from RefSeq and is a predicted model, not a curated record. Gene Ontology annotation, cellular component: integrator complex. NCBI's taxonomy places the organism in Eukaryota, Metazoa, Chordata, Lepidosauria, Squamata, Anguidae. The coding region runs from base 103 to 3012 and encodes 969 amino acids. The transcript is spliced from 20 exons. Gene Ontology annotation, biological process: snRNA 3'-end processing.
AAGAACAGUACGGAGGUGCGCGUGUUGUGUGUGGAAAAACAAUAAAGUGUCUGUUGUGUCUCUCCCCCUACGGCAGGGGGCUCUUGCAUAGCGCAAAACGUCAUGGCCUCCGCUUCCAAAUCCUUCCUUGCCGAUGCCGGUUACGGGGAGCAAGAGUUGGACGCCAAUUCCGCUCUCAUGGAGCUGGAUAAAGGUCUACGAUCUGGCAAAUUGGGAGAGCAAUGUGAAGCUGUUGUCCGUUUUCCCAGACUAUUUCAGAAAUACCCAUUUCCAAUUCUAAUUAACUCAGCAUUUUUAAAGCUAGCUGAUGUGUUCAGAGUUGGAAACAGCUUCCUGAGGCUCUGUGUUCUAAAGGUUACUCAGCAGAGUGAGAAGCAUUUGGAAAAGAUCUUGAAUGUGGAUGAAUUUGUGAAAAGAGUUUUCUCGGUUAUUCACAGCAAUGAUCCAGUUGCUCGAGCAAUCACACUGAGGAUGUUGGGCAGUAUGGCAUCCAUCAUCCCAGAGAGGAAGAAUGCGCAUCACAGUAUUCGCCAGAGCCUGGACUCUCAUGACAACGUGGAGGUUGAAGCUGCUAUCUUUGCUGCAGCUAACUUUUCUGCCCAAUCCAAGGAUUUUGCCGGAGGGAUAUGUAACAAAAUCAGUGAAAUGAUUCAAGGUCUUGCCACUCCUGUAGACUUGAAGCUGAAGUUGAUCCCCAUCCUGCAGCAUAUGCACCAUGAUGCCAGCCUAGCCUCCAGUGCUCGCCAGCUACUCCAACAGCUGGUGACAUCCUACCCUUCCACCAAGAUGGUCAUUGUCACUUUGCACACAUUUACCUUGCUUGCUGCGUCCUCUCUGGUUGAUAUUCCCAAGCAGAUACAGCUCUUACUGCAGUACUUGAAGAAUGACCCAAGAGAGGCUGUAAAGAGGCUUGCUAUCCAAGAUCUAAAGUUACUUGCAAAUAAAACUCCACAUACUUGGAGCAGAGAGAAUAUUCAGGCACUAUGUGAAUGCGCUCUUCAAACUCCUUAUGACAGCUUGAAACUAGGCAUGUUAUCUGUACUUUCCACACUGUCUGGGACAAUAGCCAUCAAACAGUACUUCAGCGUUGCUCCAGGAGCAACAGCUACUACACCAAGAUCAUCUGAUCUAGUCAAACUAGCACAGGAGUGCUGUUACCAUAAUAACCAGGGCACCGCGGCCCACGGAGUGCGCGUUCUGACAAACAUAGCUGCUUCCUGCCAGGAAGAAGAUCGUUUGCCAUUGGAGCAAGAUGCAGUCUGUGGCCUUGAAUCCCUCCUUGUUCUCUGCAGCCAGGACAGCAGUCCCAGUACCCAAGCAACUUUAAAGAUAGCCCUCACUUGCAUGGUGAAGCUAGCCAAGUGUCGCCCCGUUCUGAGCCAGUCCAUUGUUGAGUCCUUGUUGACACAGCUGCACAGCGCUCAAGAUGCUGCCAGGAUUCUCAUGUGUCAUUGCUUGGCAGCCAUCGCCAUACAGUUACCUGUCUUAGGGGAUGGAAUGCUGGGAGACCUGAUGGAUCUCUAUAAAAUGAUUGGAUGUUCUGCUUCUGAUAAACAGCAAGAGCUUUUGGUCUCACUUGCUACUGUGAUAUUCGUUGCCAGUCAAAAGACUUUAUCCUCUGAAGUGAAAACUGUUAUCAAACACCAGCUUGAAAAUGUGUCUAAUGGAUGGACAGCGUACAGGAUAGCCAGGCAAGCUUCCAGAAUGGGGAACCAUGGCAUGGCAAGGGAGCUCUAUCAAAGCUUGCUGACUCAGGUGGCUUCAGAACAUUUCUACUUCUGGCUUAACAGUUUGAAGGAGUUCUCCCAUGCCGAGCAGUGCUUAACAGGCCUGCAAGAGGAAGAUUACAGUUCAGCUCUUUCGUGCAUUGCUGAGUCACUAAAAUCUUAUCACAGAGGAAUAGCAUCCUUAACGGCCGCCAGCACACCACUUAACCCUCUGAGUUUUCAGUGCGGGUUUGUCAAGCUGCGGAUUGACCUUCUUCAGGCUUUCUCUCAGCUCAUUUGCACCUGUAAUAGCCUGAAGACUAGUCCACCACCUGCCAUUGCAACAACGAUCGCUAUGGCUUCAGGCAGUGACCUCCAGCGUUGUGGACGCAUUUCUAACCAGAUGAAACUCUCCAUGGAAGAAUUCAGGAGCCUGGCUGCCAGAUACGGAGAUCUCUAUCAAUCAUCUUUUGAUGCAGACUCAGCAACGCUGAGGAAUGUAGAGUUACAACAGCAAAGUUGCCUGUUGAUAUCACAUGCAAUCGAAGCCCUGAUCUUAGACCCUGAAUCUGCAAGCUUUCAGGAAUAUGGCUCUGCUGGAGUGGCACAUGUCACAAGUGAAUAUGAAAGGAGAAUGAUGUCUGUGUUCAGUCAUGUAUUGGAGGAAGUGGAAUCAUUGAACAGAAAAUACGCACCUGUAUCUUACAUGCACACGGCUUGUCUAUGCAAUGCAGUCAUUGCCUUGCUGAAAGUCCCCAUGUCGUUUCAGAGGUAUUUUUUCCAGAAGCUACAGUCAACUAGCAUUAAGCUUGCCCUGUCUCCAUCACCACGUAACCCCGCCGAGCCCAUCGUAGUUCAGAAUAACCAGCAACUGGCCUUAAAAGUGGAAGGAGUGGUCCAACAUGGCUCCAAGCCAGGCCUUUUCCGCAAAAUCCAGUCCAUCUGUCUAAAUGUGUCUUCGACGCUGCAGAGCAAAUCUGGACAAGAUUACAAGACCCCCAUUGACAGCCUGACCAAUGAGAUGGAGCAGAUGGUUGAGCCUCACAACGAUUACUUCAGCACACAGUUCCUCCUGAACUUCAUUAUUGUUGGCACCCACAGCAUCACCGUGGAGUCCUCUGUAAGAGAUCUCAAUGGCAUCAUAUGGAAGACUGGGCCCAAAACCACUCUGCUGAUUAAGUCUCUUGAAGAUCCCUACUCCCAGCAAAUUCGGCUUCAGCAGCAGCAAGGACAGCAGCCGCCCCAGCCCCCAGCCCAGCUGCCCCAGGCACAGCCACAGCAGCGAACCGCAUAUUCCCGUUUUUAGCACUCGUUCGUUGUUUAGUGGCCCACGUCACGGGCAUCGUGAUGGUGUGAUGAGUUGAAAUCCGGUAGCAUUGCAUAACCCAGCCAAACACUUUUAUCUCCGCUUCCGCCCUUUCUGUGUACCUGGCAACUUGCAUUCCACCUCACAAAAACUAUCAUGUGAAUUGGCCUUUAUGAAAGAUGCUGUACAUUAGGAGCAGCUGAAAUUGGUCCCCCACAUUCAUACAUCUUCAUGCGCAUCACCAGUUAGAGCUCCUUCUUGGGAGACGAUGAGUCAGCAAGGAAGUGUAUAUGUAUUGUCUGGGUUGCACUGCAGUGUAUUGGGUCUUUGAGUCAUCCAGUUGCCGGUUCCUGAAGAGCAUGAAUUGUUUUGAGAGCACUAAGCUGAUACUACACUUAGGCUCUCAAGCCAAGUAGGCUUUGUGCUUGUGAAAAACUCAGAGACUGUUCCCGAGUGUUAUACAACACUUCUCCAAAUGUGAAAAAUUUGGCACAAACAUCCAGACAUCCUGGCUGGAUAAUUCUAAGUAAUCCUUUUGAAUGUUGCCAAACUAGAAAAGGUUCUUUUGUCAUACUUGUUAUCAAGAUACUGUUCUUUCUGCUUCUGAAUCUCAUAGGUGGUCACUUUUGUUGCUUCUGUAUAUAAGAAUGCUCAAGAGAUGCCAACUGGAAAAUGGGAGGUUAUCUUACUUAACAGGAAAAGACCCUUUGAGCUUGGUUGAGGGUCCCCAUCCCUACCCUACCCCUGCUAAAAAGAACAGAAAUAAAUCUGUUUCAUCUUUGAAAGGUUGGAGAAAAAUUGGGUUAGAAAGUUGACAAAUAACUUCUUUUUUUACUCCAGUGUGAAUGGUGUAUGCAUUGAGAAGCAAGCCAGUACUUUUAAGAGGAGGUCUCUGAAGAAACAACUCACUCAGCAGUGUGAGAAGGCCAACACGGAACCAGUGCCUGCACUCUCUAAUCUGAAGGGGAUAUACUUCGUAUGGUUUAUUGAGUCCCUUUCUGCAAGAGUGAAGGUCUUAACAAGGCCAUGAAGGGAAGGCAUAUCUCCUAUGCAUUGCUCCCUUGUGAAUUAAGAACUGACUGACAAAUAUGAAAAAUAUCAUUGGGUCUGAGCUGUUUAAACCAUGACUGCCUUGUGGGUUGUCUUCCAUUUCUAUGCAGGAAGGAAUUCUCAUUGCUUUCUGUUACUGUAUGUUCAAUGUGUCCUUGUGUUCUAUUUUCAGAUGUCAGUAGUUCACUCAGGUAUUGAGAGUAUACACAGGAUGAUGGGGAUUGCUCCCAUCGAAAAUGGUGUUUUUAGAUGGGUUUGGAGGGUAGUUGCAACAUAGCCUUUUUUGGCUGAAGUUUGUUCU